Cataglyphis hispanica is the source of this 5613-nucleotide messenger RNA. It is a transcript of the gene dia, whose product is annotated as protein diaphanous. The transcript has 15 exons. The coding region runs from base 158 to 3415 and encodes 1085 amino acids. Gene Ontology annotation, biological process: actin filament polymerization; actin cytoskeleton organization. Gene Ontology annotation, cellular component: cytoplasm; actin filament. Lineage: Eukaryota; Metazoa; Arthropoda; Insecta; Hymenoptera; Formicidae. The record is from RefSeq and is a predicted model, not a curated record. Gene Ontology annotation, molecular function: small GTPase binding; actin binding; microtubule binding.
CACACGUAUUAUCUGUCAGUUAAUGAACAUUAUUUGUGUGGUGAUUUCUUGAUGUAGCGAUAACAUGCGAAUACAUAAAAUAAUAAGUGCGCGAAUUGAUAAUAUUAUAAAUUGAACACGAAAGAGAAAAAAAAAUUGAACUUAGAAAGAGUGAAAAAUGUCUGGAUCCCAAAAAAUCCAAAGAAGAAAAACUUGGUAUCACAAAGCCGAGGCCGGAAUCGAAAAGUUGGACACAUGGUUCGGUCGACCGAAAAAAGCCGGUCGCGGGACUGGGACGCGUGGCUAUUCGGGCAGCAACACCAUGCCCAGGCCACAUUCCGGCGACGACAUCAACGAGAUCGAACAACAGCGUUGCAUCAUCGAGAGGAUGGAUGAGGAGACAGUGAACGACAGAUUCGAGGAAAUGCUAGCCAAUAUGAAUCUAACUGAGGAAAAGAAAGAACCCUUGCGCCAGCAAUCGGAGUCAAAAAAGAAAGAGAUGUUGGUAUUGCACUACAAAGGCAGUAUACAGGAGAAUCGAUCAAAAUUCGACAAGCCGGCAGACUAUAUACAAUAUCUGGCGCAACCCGAUUUAAGUGUCAACAAGAUCUACAAUUGCAUCGAAUCCCUCAGGAUCGCGCUCACUAACAAUCCGCUCAGCUGGGUGCAGGAGUUUGGCACUAAAGGGCUCAAGCAAGUUUUGGCUACUCUCAAUGAGUGUUAUCGAAAUGACAACCGUUAUGAGCGAAUACAAUACGAAUGUAUUCGUUGUUUAAAGGCAAUCAUGAAUAAUACCGUUGGUAUAAAAGAAAUGUUGGCUCAUCACGAAGCUCUUACGAUCGUAGCCAGAUCACUGGAGCCGACGAAACCGUCCGUAAUGUCCGAAGCUGUAAAGUUACUCGGCGCGGUGUGUCUCAUAUCGAGCGAUAGUCACAAAAAAGUUUUAGAUGCAAUUACUAUGAACGGCGAGUUCAAAGGUCGGGAAAGAUUUUUGCCGAUCGUACAAGGGUUGAUGAAUAAAAAAAAUGAAAAUUUAAGGGUAGUAUGUCUUCAACUCAUAAACUCGAUAAUAUCGUCCGCCGAGGAUCUAGAUUUUCGCUUACAUCUCAGAAAUGAAGUAAUGCGAGUCGGUUUAGCUGACAUUCUCGAAAUGUUAGAAAAAGAUGAGUCGGAAGAUUUGGCGACGCAUUUAAAAAUUUUUAAUGAUCACAAAGAGGAGGAUUAUGAAGAAUUUGUACAAAGAUUUGACAAUGUACGUUUAGAAUUAGACGACGUUAAUGACUGUUUCGAAGUAGUUAAAAAUAUGGUAAUGGAUACUACUGCUGAGCCAUACUUCUUAUCUAUACUUCAACACCUUUUAUUUAUUCGAGAUGAUGCUUUGGUUCGAACGGCAUAUUAUAAACUUAUCGAGGAAUGUAUAUCGCAAAUCGUAUUGCAUCGUUCAGGCUGUGAUCCAGAUUUCAGCGCGACGAAGCGCUUCCAGAUUGACGUACAACCGUUAAUCGAUACCCUAGUCGAGAAAUCACGGGCUGAGGAGGAACGCCGGUUGGUAGAAGUAACGCAAAAGCUAGAAGAAGCUAUAGCUAGUCGACAAGAAGCCGAAGCGAAGCUUCAGCAUGCGGAAAACAAGAUCAAGGAACUGGAGCAGGGAACGGCAAAGUCUGGCAACUCUAGAACUGCUAUAUGUCCGCCUCCACCACCUAUGCCAGGCAUAGGCGGAUCACUGCCACCGCCACCACCUCCUCUUCCCGGUGGUUUUGGUCCACCUCCACCACCAAUGCCCGGCAUGACAUGUCCACCUCCGCCACCUAUGCCUGGCUCGAAAGGACCUCCACCUCCACCUAUGCCUGGAAAGGGAGGACCUCCGCCACCACCAAUGCCAGGGAUGGGUCCUCCACCGCCACCAAUGAUGGGAGGAUUAUCUCCACCGACUCAAAUACAGGUUUUGCCUCCCGGACUAAAACCGAAAAAGAAGUGGGAGGUAGACGGACCACUAAAAAGAGCGAACUGGAAGGCGAUUUUGCCUCAUAGAUUAACAGAAAAAUCAUUUUGGACAAAAGUACAAGAAGAUAGAUUAGCUAGUCCAGAAAUAUUGGAUGGCCUCGCGCAAAAAUUUGCAUCAAAACCAAGUGGGAAAAAAAUGGACGAUGUUGUUGAUAAGUCAGCAACAACGAAGAAAGUAAAAGAUCUCAAAGUUUUGGACAGUAAAGCGGCUCAAAAUAUAUGUAUACUUCUUGGUGGCACACUAAAGCACAUGCCUUAUACAGAAGUAAAAAGAUGCUUAUUUAGAUGCGAGGGACCAGUUAUCUCUGAUAAUAUAUUGCAAGGAUUAAUUCAAUAUUUACCACCACCGGAUCAAUUAUCGAAGUUACAGAUGUACAAGGACCAGUACAAUGAUUUGACUGAAGCGGAGCAAUUCUGUGUUACAAUAUCUACAAUAAAAAGGUUACUGCCCAGAUUAAGAUCAUUAAGCUUUAUGUUACGAUAUGAAGAGCUGGUACAAGAUGUGAAACCUGACAUAGUAGCAGCUACAGCAGCAUGUGAAGAAGUGAAGAAUAGCAAAAAGUUUGCACGGAUACUCGAAUUAAUAUUGUUACUCGGCAAUUAUAUGAAUUCCGGUUCCAAAAAUGGCCAAGCAUUUGGAUUUGAAAUUAGCUUCCUUACAAAGUUAACUAGUACUAAAGAUAUCGAUAACAAACAAACUCUUAUGCAUUAUUUGGUGGAUACGAUAGAAAGAAAAUUCCCGGAAUGUCUCAACUUUAUUGAAGAAUUGGCACAUGUAGAUCGCGCUAGCCGAGUAUCUUUGGAAAAUGUUCAGCGGACAUUACGUCAAAUGGAAACCAAUAUUCGUAAUCUCGAACAAGAUCUUUCGAAUGCCAAGGUUCCACAAUGUGAUGAGGACUUCUUUAUAGAUGUUAUGAAACCAUUCGCCAAGAAAGCCAGGGAAUCUUACGAAAUCUUGCAGAAUAUGUUUAAAAAUAUGGAUUCCUUAUACACGGACAUCUCCGAAUUUUUUUCUUUCGACAAACAAAAGUACACUAUAGAGGAAUUCUUCGGCGAUAUCAAAACGUUCAAAGAUGAUUUCUUGCAAUCACAGAAGGAGAUAAUAAAACUGAAGGAAGGCGAGGAAAAGCAGAGACGAGCAAGAGAAGCGCGCGAAAAAGCGGAAGUGGAAAAGGCGGCUCGAGCCGCACGCAAACGCGCGUUAGUCGAUAUGAAUGCACACGAAACGCAGGAAGGCGUUAUGGAUAGUCUGAUGGAAGCAUUGCAGACUGGAUCGGCCUUCAGUCGACCGGAUCAACGACGCAAACGGCAGACGCGUGUAGCUGGUGCGGAAAGGAGAGCGCAGUUAAAUAGGAGUCGAUCACGUACCGGAUUAGUCGGAUCUGGUUUACUAGGAAGAGAACUUUCGACAGAGCUUUUAAGUUCGGCAUAACGUACUGGAAAGUAUUCAGUUUCCGUCCUAACUCGUUACUGUGAUGAUUUUACACAUUGUAUAUCGUUGGAACAACAAAUGGGGAAUAUCAAGUGGCACGAUAAAUCGAUAUCAUAAAGAGGAUAAUGAAGAAGAGCAAAACUUCAAGUUUCAGUGAUUCUCCGGCAUAAAUCAAAUUUUUGUAUUGGCGAGAUUUCUCAAGUUCGAAUCGCGAGUGAAACAAAUAUUCGCGAGUGUGUCUUCCUUACAUAUUUAAACAUAUUUCAAAUAUAGCUAUAUUGUACAAAAAUAUAAUUAACACAUCUAUAGGACGUAACGAUACUAGCGUCAAUAUUCGAUAAAAAAAGUGCGCAAAGAUUUAUUUCGGAGAGACGGUGUAAAAUAUAUUUAGCGCCAGUAAAGCGCACUUGUAAAUACGCAUACGUAAAAACUGGCGACGAGUUGGCAAUUUAUUAAAAUUGCUUGCCGGUGCGAUGUACAGAUACACUUUCUUAUCGAAACUUUAGCAUUUUUUUACUAAUAUCUUUGGACGAAUCAGGCGAUAGAUUUGCAUUUAUUUAUAUACGUUAAUUACUGUAAAUAUACAUAUAUAUAUAUUUCUCAUUUCGAGAGUUGUCGCAAUUCGAGAUUAUAUGACACUAUGAGAUGUAUUUGUAUAAAGAUUAUUUACCUUUGUAGUAACUUUUUGUUUACUACAGAAAAUAGUUAUGUAACAAACAUACGCCUUUUUUGGCGUAUAACAAUAUUUUGCAUGUAAUCGGAAAUUAUUGCACGAGCAUAAGGUUCGUAAUUAUCAUUUAUUUCAACAUUAUGAAAUGAAAAUAAUAAUGGCGAUUUAUCUAUAAUUAUUCUUUUCCUGGCCGAUAAACAAUGACGCAAAGCAUAAUUUGACGUUUGCGUCAUCUAUUGCUCACAUAUAAUCCUUGAUAAAGAUAUUUUCAAUAAUAAUAAAUAUUCAAAACAUUUUUCUGCAAGAUGAAAAAUUUGUACACUGGGCGCACAAUUCUGCGACAAACUUUAAUAAUAAUUUUUACCCGUUCUAAAAAAAACACAUUUGCAUAUUUUACAAUGCAAGUACUUCACUACUGCUACACAUUUAUCUAGCAAAAAACUGAAACUACUUUUAAGAGAAAUAGCUAAUUCGAUGCAACGUUUGCAUUUUGUGAUAAUUAAUGCUUGAUAAUAUAGGUUUGCGAUAUUUGAAUCGAUACUUUCGAUAGCGAUGAAAGAAACUCAGGGAGGGAAAGAGAGAAAGAAAUGGAAAUCUUGGAAAACGGAUAUGUGAACAUUACGGAUUCAAUUAUGGCAAUAGAUAACAUGCGACAUAAAAUAUAUAAUUAUAUUGUCUAUUAUCACGUUUAUAUAAAUAAAAUAAAAAGAUAGAAAUAUUAAAAAGUCAAAAUCGCGCGAAAUUAAUCAAUGUAAAUUGUAAAAUAACAGAAUAGAUUGCAAUUUGUUCACUUUUUACAUGCUGGAUUCGCAAUGUUGACAAAAAACCGAUUACCAUCUUCGACGAUGGGUGAUAGGUAUUCGAGUAGGCUAAUGUAUAUCAUAACAUCACAAGCGAAACGCAUGUAAAAAAUAAUUCCAAAUGCAAUGUGAAAAAUAAUGUCAAUAUCGCGCGCUUGAAAAAUUUUACUGCCUGAAUAAGAGCGGAAUCGCAUCGUUUAGUUAAUUAGCAAGUAACUGCGUGCCACGCGGUGGGGUAACUAUGCCAGGCACGUUCGAAAUGUCUAGCGAAAGGCGACGUAACGAGCCGGUUCCUCAAGCCGCAAAAAAUCACGGAAAUAUCUCUACGCAUUCUCUGCGCGGCGCGAUUUUCGAACUCGUUCCAUGUGUACAUUCUUUUGUAUAUUAUCCGCGAAAACGUAAAGCGUUACGUGGACCAUCUUAAACGCGUACAUAUAUAUUCCAAUACAGUUUUUAUAUAUAUCGAACGAUAUUCAUGGAAAGAAAAUAAAGAGAGAAAGCGCGCGCGUCAGCUGCAUUUCCUCGAAGUAAUUAUAUGUGCCUGUAGAAAAUACGGCGGAAAUUGAAAACACAUUGCCUAUAGAUCGAAUCUCGUAAUGAACGAAUUAUUUGUUAAUAUUGUAGUUAAAUACGUAAUUUAAGAAUUUAUAUUAAUAAGUAUCCAUCUCUGUAUCUAUACUGUGAAUACGCGGAUUUAUAAAUAAUAUUAUAAAUAUUAUUAUUAUUAU